GCUCAGUUUACUGAGAGGAGUCAGGGAGUAAUACUGCAAACCGUCAGUACUUUACUGGGUACCGUCAGUACUUUACUGCGUACUGUUAGUACUUUACUGGGUACCGUUAGUACUUUACUGCGUACCGUCAGUACUUUACUGCGUACCGUCAGUACUUUACUGCGAACUGUUAAUACUUUACUGCGUACCGUCAGUACUUUACUGCGUACCGUCAGUACUUUACUGCGUACCGUCAGUACUUUACUGCGAACUGUUAAUACUUAACUGCGAACUGUUAGUACUUUACUGCGUACCGUCAGUACUUUACUGCGUACUGUUAGUACUUUACUGCGAACCGUUAAUACUUUACUGCGUACCGUCAGUACUUUACUGCGUACCGUCAGUACUUUACUGGGUACCGUCAGUACUUUACUGCGUACCGUCAGUACUUUACUGCGUACCGUCAGUACUUUACUGCGUACUAGUACUCUCAGUGUGUACUCAGAUGGACGCAGUGUGUGAGGACGACCUCUGCUGGCUGCAGCUGGAUGAUUUCAGGAUGCUGCUGAUCAAAACCAUCGAACCUUCAAGAAUCACUCCCUACCUCCGCCAGUGCCAGGUGAUCAGUGCUGAGGAUGAGGAGCAGCUCUUCAAUGACCCCAGCCUCGUCAUCAGGAGGAGAAAAGUGGGAGCCCUGCUGGACAUCCUGCAGAGGACAGGGGCCAAAGGUUACACAGCGUUCUUGGAGAGUCUGGAGCUGGAUUAUCCUCAAUUGUACAGCCGGAUCACUGGGAAGGAGCCCAACAAGACCUUCAGCAUCCUCAUCGACACAGCAGGUGAGUCCGGUCUGACUCAGUUCCUGAUGUCGGAGCUGAGCCGCCUGCAGAGGGCGCUGCAGGCUGAGAGGAAGCGUCGUCAGGAGGCGUGUUCUGUUGCUAAGGAACAGGAGGAGUGGUCUGAGCAGCAGCAGCUGAAGGAGCACGAGCUGAAGAAGAUGAAGAAGCAGGUGCAGAAGGUGGUGAAGGAGCGCGAGCGUCUGAGCGAGGAGGUCAAACAGCUGCGAGAUCACAACUACACCCUGAUGGCUGACAUCAACGCUCUGGGCCAGGAGAAGAGCAACGCUCUGCUGGCCAAUCGAGACCUUCAGAUAGAGGUGGAGCGUCUGAAGCACAGAGCUGAGAGUCAGACCCGACUGCUGAGGCGACGAACGCUGAGACCACUGCAGGAGAGCCGCAGUCUGGGUCUGCCCACAGAGACCUUCUUCCAUCCCAACAGACUGGAGGAGCUGAAGGAGGAGAAAGAGGAGGAGAAAAAGGAGGAGACGCAGAAGGAGACGCAGCAGCAGGAGACACGAGCUCCUCUUCAGAUGAACCUCCUCACUAAAGUGUUCGGACUGAGGAGAGACCUCCACAGAGCCGAGGAGCAGAGAGCUAAGAUUCUGGAGGAGAAGGAGGAGCUGGAGCUGCGGGUCACUCAACUGAAAGGAGACGUCAGAAUUUACCAUCAACGAAACAAACAAACCCUCAAACAGCUGGAGGAGGUGAUCAGAGAGAGAGACAAGGCUCUGGCGUCGAGGGCGGAGCAGCAGGAAGAGGCGCGGCUGCUCCUGCAGGAGAAGGAUCAGUACAGGGAGCAGGUGAGACAGCUGACUGCGCAGUACGACAGGCUGGACCUCCUCCUGCUCAGGUCCAAGGGGGAGGAGCUACAGCUGAGGACACGCCUCCGCAGACUCACCUGCAACACCCACCAGUGUGAGAGGAGUGUGAGCAGUGAGGAGGAGGAGGAGCCCACAGAGAGCGCGGCUAAAGGCAGCAGUGAGGAGGUGCCCAAUGGGACGUCGGGGGAGAACGAGGAGGCGGCAGUGUCUGGGGAGAACGAGGAGGUGACGACGCUGAAGGUGCACAGCGCUUCUCCUCAGGGAGUGUCUGACCUGAAGCCCAGCACUGCUGCAUUAUGGGAGGAGAAGACAGACGGCUUUCUGACCACUAUAAACCGACCGAACUUCUUUUACCGCAGGAAGCGAGCGGUCAGGACGAAGCACUGCGGCAGGGAGUACGCAGCCAGUAACCAUGACGACAGCAGUGGAAGUUACAUCACCGACUCCGACUGAUGAAGACUGUUUUUACCUGAUGAUCUCUUCCUCGUUAUCGUAGUCAUUGAUCAUGUGAUGGGUUGAUCAGGUUACAGAGUAAAACUCUUUUAUUGAUUUAAUAAGUAAAAUAUUGUAUAAAUUAUAUAAUAUAUAUUAUAUGACAUCAUUUGUUUUAUUAACGAGGCGAGCAACGAGGAAUGAAACGUGUUCAAGAGAGCGCCAUGAAACAGGAAGUUGUUGGAACCUUACUCCGAUUCUCCAGUCGGACUCAAACUCUACAUGUUUGAUAGAUGUGCCCCCUCGUAGCGCCCCCUACUGGCACUAACCUGGUGUUACUACCAUUUGAUUUACAUUAAUUAUUUACAGUCUAUAUUAUUAUUAUUGAUCAGAGUGUACAUCAACAGCCUGGUCCUGCAUCAGAAACUGAUCAGCUGAUAGAUCAAUAAUCAGUGAGUCUGUCAGAAAGAAGAAUAUUAAGUCUGAUUGUUAAAAUGAUAAAAAUACAGAAUACAGACAGAGAAUGGAUCAAUAUAUCAGGAAAACAUUCACAGGAAAUAAUCAAACUUCCUGCAGUGAUUGAGUUCACUGUUUGUGUUCAUUGAUCAGUUGAUCAGCUGUUAUUGAUAGUGAUCAAUAUGAAAUAUACAGUCAGUUUAUUGAUCAUAAUUCAGAUUUAUGUUACUAAUUUUCUUCAGUAUGUAGUUUAAAGUUUGUUUAUGGAAGCACAGAUUGUUGUUGUUGUUGUUGUUGUUGUUCAUGCGUCUGUUGAAUUAAAUUAAACUUUAAUGCAUCAUCA
This is a messenger RNA of Dicentrarchus labrax (European seabass), 2867 nucleotides long. RefSeq names its product caspase recruitment domain family, member 9 (gene card9). The record is from RefSeq and is a predicted model, not a curated record. Lineage: Eukaryota; Metazoa; Chordata; Actinopteri; Moronidae. The transcript is spliced from 13 exons. Bases 485 to 2089 code for a protein of 534 amino acids. Gene Ontology annotation, biological process: positive regulation of canonical NF-kappaB signal transduction; regulation of apoptotic process.